This is a messenger RNA of Effrenium voratum, 2299 nucleotides long. NCBI's taxonomy places the organism in Eukaryota, Dinophyceae, Suessiales, Symbiodiniaceae. The record is from the annotation of a GenBank genome assembly.
AAAGGAGCAAAGAACCGCCAAGGGACGGACCGAAGUAGGCCAAGGCGUGCGUUGGCGCCAUGGACCGCGAAGUUUUUUCUACUCUGCUGGACAAUGCCCUGCACUCUAUGCGGGACCACCUUUUGGAGAUUUAUGACAUCGGCCAAGGCUCCAGGUACUCCUCCAUGGAGAAUUCGCUGGACCAAAUCACUCUUCCCCAACAGGGUGGCAAUGCGUUUGACGACCUGCCGGCAGGCCUGGAGAGUCCCGAGGGGCGCAUGCCGCGGGAGGUGAGCAGCGGCAGCGCCAUGGACCACCGCCGGACCACCGGCAGCUUGCGGAGCUACGAGGCGAAGCAGAACCCCUUCGGCGUGUCUGUCCACGAUGCGAAGGCGGUGAUCGAGCGCUUGCGUCUGCGCUUGGGCUUCAUGAAGGUCAGCAGCCGCGCGCUGAUCACGGGCCGAGCGCUGCAGGAGUCCGUGGAGGCCCUGGGGCUCACCAGAUACACCGUGCAGGAGAUGGACGACUUCGUGAAUCAAUUGGCGUCCUACAUCAGUCUCAAGCUAGAGGACGACGAGCAUCAUCUGAAUCUGGCGAGUCCGGGACGACCUCUGAAGGCACAGAAGGGCGACGGGCCGAGCGGGAAGCCGGACUGGCACUGGCCUCUCUGCCAGGUGGAGCCGCAGAGCCCGGUGGGCUCCGUGGUGUCGAUGGAGCUGAACCCGACCCCGCGACUGGAGCUGGUGAGCUACAACGCCGUGCCGGUCCAGGCGCUCAUGGAGGUCUUCCUCGCGGACGAGCGCGACAUCCUGCGCGCGCGCAUCUUCGACUCCCCGAGCUUCCGCCAGUUCCAGGCCAUGCGGGAGAUCCUUCUAGCAGGGGACACGAACCGACUAGUGGCGGAGCUGACCUUUGUGCGCAUCAACGACCUGGCGGCGCCUCCGGAAGAUCGGAGCCAGCCCCUGGCCUUCAUGGAGCACCUGGUGACCUUCAUCAUCAUCGCCAACGCAGUGAGCUUGAGCUUAAUGGCGGACCCACUCUACGCAGAUUGGAGUGGCUGGCAAGGUGUAGAAGCAUUCUUCGCCUCAUUCCUGCUGGUGGAGAUUGCCCUCCGCAUGAUCAUGGAAGGCUUCUCCAGAUAUUGGGUUGGAGACGAGAUGCUUUGGAAUCUUUUCGAUGUUGCGCUGGCGCUCGUGGCGUGGACGGACAUCUUGGUACUGCAAAUGCUCACCGAGGAGUCCGAGCUCUUUUCGACCGGCUUCCUGCGGAUCAUCCGGCUCAUUCGCCUGGUCCGCGUGAUGCGGGUCUUCCGUCUGAAGGUCUUCAAGGAGCUCAGGCUGAUGGUGAAAGGACUGCUUGCCGGAAUUUGGACGCUAUCGCUGGCCUUCGUGCUUCUCUUCAGCGUCCUGUACUUGGUAUCCGGCUUCGCAACGAUUGCCAUAGGCAACAAUGCGAGGACGACUGCUCUGGGGCUGGAGAAGCAAUUCGCCUCUGUCCCGGACUCUAUGUUCACCGCCUUCCGGUGCUUCACCGGAGACUGUAACUCUGACUCGGGCCAGCCAAUCGCCUCCCUGCUUGCGGCGGAGUAUGGCAUUCCCUUUAUCUUGUGCUUCGUGGUUAGCUACAUGCUGGUGGCCAUGGGCAUUUUUAACGUGAUCUUGGCGGUUUACGUAGACAUCACCAUGAAGGCCGCGAAGGAGACGGAGACCCUCACUGCAGAGCAGCAUGCGAGGGAGUCGAUCCGGAUUGCUCGCACCACGCGGGAGCUGCUGAAGAAGUUUGCGUCCUUCCACAAGAUUAUGAAGGAGGAUGGAGGAGAGUUGGAUGAGAUCCUGAAAAUGGACAGCCGGCCUUCCGUGCAUUUUACUGAUGAGGACAUUUACGAGAACCUGGCCAUCAGCAAGGAGUGCUUCCUCAUGGUCAUUCAAGACCGGACGGUCCAACACCUGAUGGAUGACCUGGACUUACCCCCCGACCGAGCGAAUCUGUUUGAAAUCAUCGAUGCGGACGGAAGUGGAACACUUCAUAUUACCGAGCUAGUGCACGGGCUUCUGAAGAUUCGGGGCGAUGUGAAGAAGAGCGACACUGUGGCCUCUCUGCUCGCCACCAAAGCGGUGCAGCAGAUGGUUCAGGAGAUGCGGCAAGAGAGCAAGGCCGAGCUUGAGGCCCUGCACAAGGACGUGGUGGCGGAGCUGAAAGCGCACCUGAGGUGGCGGGGCCCUGCACGCAGUGCCCAGGUGUAGCCCGGAGAAUAAUUUGAAGACCUGCUGAAACAGCCUCUUAUUCGAGGCGCUGAUUCCUUGUCCAUUCUUUUCAACCA